Cavenderia fasciculata is the source of this 930-nucleotide messenger RNA. RefSeq names its product Fumarylacetoacetate hydrolase domain-containing protein (gene fahd2). The coding region runs from base 1 to 930 and encodes 309 amino acids. Lineage: Eukaryota; Evosea; Eumycetozoa; Acytosteliales; Cavenderiaceae. The record is from RefSeq and is a predicted model, not a curated record. Gene Ontology annotation, molecular function: hydro-lyase activity. The transcript is spliced from 2 exons.
AUGCCAAGUCGGUUCCUUAAACUCGUCAAUAUGGAGUUAUCCAAUGGCACCAAGAGUAUAGGUGCAUUGGUGGAAAACGAUCGAAAGGUUGUUGAUCUAUGUGCACUCGAACCAAAUAUUCCACGUGACAUGAAAUCAUUCUUGAAUGGUGGAAUGAAAUUAUUAAAUCUUGCUUCUCAUACAUUAAAUCAAAAUAUUUCAACCAAUUCAAUUGAAAUAUCACAAGUUAGAGUAAAAGCACCAAUAUAUGAUCCAGAGAAAAUCAUUUGUAUUGGAUUGAAUUACAAGGAGCAUGCAAUCGAGACAAAGAUGCCAUUCCCAUCGGAACCCAUUGUAUUUUCAAAAUAUUCCAAUUGUAUCGUCGGACCAAACGAUAAUAUCUUGGCACCAAGAAGUAUACUAAAGGACGAACUAGACUAUGAAGUUGAAUUGGUGGUCGUAAUGGGAAGGGAAGCACGUAAUGUUUCUAAAGAGGAAGCAUUAGAGUUUGUGGCUGGAUACACGGUUGGUAAUGAUGUGUCGGCUCGUGAUUGGCAACUAAAGCGGUCUGGUACACAAUGGAUGCUCGGUAAGACAUUUGACACGUUUGCACCAAUUGGACCUGCCAUCUUGGUCAACCCUCUCAUGCUUGCCAACAAUAGUGGUGCCUGUGCCAACGAUUUCGAUCCAAAUAGUCUCAAUGUAAAGUGUACAGUCAAUGGCAACGUCCUCCAAAACAGCAAUACCAAAGAGUUUAUUUUCAACAUACAAGAGGUCAUCUCUCACUUGUCCAAAGUCAUGACUCUCAAGCCCGGUGACAUCAUCUUUACAGGUACGCCAUCUGGUGUAGGUCUCGGUAAAUCACCUCCAGUCUAUCUUAAAAAUGGUGAUAUUGUAACAUGUGAAAUUGAAAAUAUAGGUCAAUUGGUUAAUAAAGUUAAGGAUAUUUAA